Messenger RNA from Bathycoccus prasinos, 4686 nucleotides. RefSeq lists its product with no specific name. The transcript has a single exon. The coding region runs from base 1 to 4686 and encodes 1561 amino acids. NCBI's taxonomy places the organism in Eukaryota, Viridiplantae, Chlorophyta, Mamiellophyceae, Mamiellales, Bathycoccaceae. The record is from RefSeq and is a predicted model, not a curated record.
AUGUUAUUCGCGGCGCAAGAAACGCCGCUGUUCGUUUUAAACGACGACGAGGCUCUUUUCGCGAACGAAAGAGGACGCGCGGAAGAUGCGAGCACUCGAAACAUUACUGCUCAUUUUAAAAACAACGAAGAAGAAGAAGAAGAAGAUCGAACGCGAAUUGAAAAGAAACAACAGAAUGACUUUUCCUCCGGCUCCGGCGAUAUCGUUCGAUUGCGAGAUGGGAGUUUACUGUCCUGGCGAACGACGAGCGGAAAGAAUGCGGUCGAAAUCGUCUUGUGGCGGGAAGAGCGCGAUGGGGAACGAAGAGAGAAUGCUGCGAGCAGAGCGGUGAAGACGAUUGAAAUCACGUUUCCAACUGACACCAAAAACGAGCUGUGCGCGAAAAGCGUCGUUUUGGCGCCGACAUCUGUGAACGACGACGGCGCGUCGUUGUUUCGCGUGAUCGCGUGUAGUCGAACGGUGCAGACUAACGGGAAAGUUUUGGAAAUGUACGUGGCUACCGUGGAGGAGUCUGCGGAUAAAUCGUCGUUGCGAUUGAAAGGAGGCGCGGUGGCGAAGAAAGCGGUGAAAUUGGAAACGGCGGGGUUGGGAGACUCGGUGACGUGCGCAGGAUUGGUGAGCGGUGCGGGCGAACGGUCGCCGAUCGUGUGUGUUGGUGGUACGGACGGGCGAAAAGUCGUUUUCGUGGACGUUUUAUCCGGCGAAGCGCUUUCGGAGAUUGCGGUUGGGAGCCAAUCGAUAUCGUCUUCCUCGGCUGCGGCUAUUGGGAGUUCGUUGUUGGGAAAGUUUGGGAUUAGCCUCGGUGCAAAAGGAACCGUGCCGCCAGUAGUGCACGUAUCGCCCAGACUGAUCGAGUUAGAUGGGUCGAUGGUGACAGUGAUAGUCACCGGGGAUGGGGCGGUGACGUGCGUUACUUCUUCGACAGCGAAUACGAAGGGGGCGUUUGGCUCAAACUCGCAAGCAAACAGACGCGUAUUGUUUCGAAUGAUGUUACCAAAAGGAGCUUUGAAAAGUGAUGCGUUGAUCACUUCUUCAUGUCGCGAAAAUGACACAACGAGUUCGGCUCCCCAAAACUGGUUCGUUACGGGAGCGCGGGCGACAGCUGGCGGCAAUUUAGUGGUCUUUGGAAACGAAGAUUUAGGUAGGGAACACGUUACCACGUAUACGUUUGUGAGCACGAACGAAAUCCGACGCAUGGCUACGUUUACUAUCACUGAUAGUGCUGAUAGCGUUCGAGACGUGUAUUUCGACUCCGAGAGUGGGGAGAUCUUCGUCUUCUUUUCGAGUAACUGCGUUUCGAAAUGGUCCGUAGCGGAUUCGUUGAGGGUCGUUGAAACUUUAGAAUCUGAUUUAGCCAAGUUUGAAUCGUGGGCCAUCAACGGUGUAGGUUCCGAAGCUGCUUUAAGCGCUUUGAGAAUAUCGUUUUUCGGAGAUUUGAAUGAUGUUGGAGUCGAUAAAAGGGAGAUGCACACGUUUGCAAAGAUUUUAGCCUCGGAGAUUUCAGAGAUUGGUCUAGAUAGAGGGGUGAGCGCGGCAGGAUUUCGUCGAGCACUUGGCAAGGACUUUGAAAGCGAUGGAACGUCGAUUGUUGAUGCUAUAGCCGCGACUUUAGCUUCAUCCUCGGAAACAGUCGAUGAUCUUGUUCAGAAUUGGGGAGAGUUCGUGAAACGAUACGUCGCUGAAUGGAAACUAGGGAACCUCGGGUUUGCUUUUUCCGUUGUGAAAUCGUCCACGGGCGCGGAAAAAGAAGAACUAUUAUUCUUGAGAAAAAGUGGUAUCAGCGCACUCGCGACGAGUGGAAAGAACGCUUCAUCGUCUGGAGCGCACAUGCGGUUCCAAAACGACGCGGUUGAAAAUGCGACCUCGUUACUUUCUCGAGCGGCGGGGAAUUCUGUCGAACGCAUGGCAAAGUUGCUCGGGUGUAACUUCUGCGGUCUCGAGAAUCGCGAAGCUGUCGAUUGGCUCGACCUUGCCACGUGUGAAGCGACUGGUACUGGUGGCCUUAGUAUGACUGGUAGAAGCUCCUCGAGCAGUGCGCACGAUGCGUUGUUCAGGGACCAAAGACGCUUGCUCCAACGCCAAACGAUUUUGACUGUUCGAAAAGCGUGGGAGUCGCUGAUUGUAAACGAUAAAGAUUUGGCGGCGUGCGCACAAAGUAUUGAAGCAGCUUUAUCUCAGAGCGUUCAUGAUAUUGCGUCUUCUUCAUCCUCUUCCUUCACGUCGGCGAAGAAGCUGCGCAUGCUAGCACACAAAGCGUUCGGGUUUGCCAUGUUGCUCCGAUUAGCCUCAAAAGGCAGCGCCUGUUCAACGCCAAAAAAGGUUUCGAACGAUGCAUUUACUUUGUUACCGCGUGUUCUCUUAGUUUUUGCGCUUUCUUCCGCGCUUUCCUCCGUCUGUGCGUUGGAUCCAGAUACGAUUGCUAUCCAAGCAUUCGCGAAACAAAGAGGCGAUCCGGCGAUGGUGGUAGUUGAUCUUUUUCGUCGAGGCGAAAUCGAAGCUUCAGAGAAGAUUGCGCUGGCAUUUUUAGGCAGCGCCAUUCCGGGUGAUUACGAGAAGAAAAGUGAAGAGGAUGAAAGUCUGUUGUGCUACGAAGGCGAGCGACCGGCGCUAGCCUUCGCGCGUGCGUUGGCAAUGUUGGCGAGAAGAGCUGCACAAACGAGUCACUCGGACGAAGAAGCUUCGAGAUUGUUUUUCCAGGCGGCUUUGCGUUUAGAGAAAGUUGACGACAGCGAGAAUAAAAUCCUAGCGGAAACGGCAAGAACGAUUCGCACUUCGAUACUUGGUGACGAUGACGACGAUGCCAAGAACGCGCAAGAUCGAGGAAGAGGAGCGCAAGAUCCGCGCACGUACGAUGCGCUUGAGCAUCACGAAACGGUCGCGUUAGCGUUUGAACGCGUCUUCUCCUCGCGUCUUUCUCACGCCUCUUUGAAAUUCACAAUGGCGGCAAUCUCUGAAGCCGAGCUCGUCACUGAAUUUGAAUCGCAGGAAGAUGCAGCUAGGCUCAUCGACGCUAAAGAAAGACUUUGGCACGCGUCUCUGCGACGCGCUUGCGACGAAAACGAUUUCGUUUCUGCGUUCGUUUCUACACUUUUCAUGUACAAUUCCCCGGCGGCGGCGAGACAUUCGAACUUUUCAGGUGUACGUGCACUUGUCGAAUCGGCAUGCGACGCAAUGGGCGUGAACUGUGGUGCGACGGCGGAUAUUGGUCGAGUGAUUAAAUCGUUGCCGUUUGGAGAGGCGAUUUACGCGGCGAGAGAAACGCUUGAAAGAAAAUCUCGAACGCACAAGUUGAAUCACCAGUCUCAAGACGACAAAGACCAAGGAACUGCUACAAUCGUUUCUCCGUCGGAGAUUUUAUAUUCCAUGCUCGUCGAUCGUUGGGAGUUGAAGGACGCCGCGUUAGUCGCUGCCCAAGACGCCGUCCGCUUCGGCGACGAAGCUCGACGAAAAGUUUGCGAAGCCGCGAAAGACCCGCAAAACGCGCAACUUCGAGACGAUGCCAUCGAGUCAGUUCAACGUCAUUUGCACGGUUUAGAAAAGUCUUUAGCCGCGUUGACCGCGACAAGAAGCGACGAGAGGUGCGGUACCGACGGCGAAGUGUUCUUUGCACCGACGCACGACGAUUUUGGAGAAGAAAGCACGGACGAUGAAAUGCACGUCGAAAAAGGAUCCUCAGAGUCCUCGCAAGAAGAGAUCGUAUUUGAAAAACUUCGCAUUCAUAAUGACGACAACGACGAAGGCAACGAUGUUGCACGUCAGAAUCAAGAACCACCGAACGACCGCGCGCCUCCACCAAAACCGAAACGACACAAAAAGCUCCAUCCUCCAACGGGAGACGACGAGAUUGGCGUUGGUUCGCCUCUUGCGGCGAUGGCGAGAAUGGUCGCGCUCACAAAAGCGCGUCUUCUUCUUUUAAAAAAUGAUGCCUAUUUAGAAGAGCUCGCGAUUGAAAAGCAGAAGUUCACCAACAUAGCUUCCUUAUUCGAUGAGAGCGCGGUAAAAGUUGUGUGCGAGAGUUUGUUAAAGCGCGGAUUCUUCGAUGACUGUUCGGAUUUGGUUUCUUUGUGGUUUUCAAACCACGAGUUGCGCGACGUCGCGAGUCAAAUAUCAUGUUGCGCCGGUGCGUUUGCGGCAGAAACGAUUCAGCAUUCGAGCGAGAGUCAUCAUUCGGCAAAGUUACCGAUUGGUUUUAAAUGUGUGAAAGUUUCGAGCUCGUUAUCGAACAGCUCAAAUACCCUCGCCAAUGAGAACCCGUGGGUGGCGUCGAGAAAAAUCGUGGACAAGUUUGAAAACGUGGAAACGAAUGGGAUGAUUGCUCAUUCCGCGUGUUUAGGCGCCUUAAGCGUGAACCCAGAUCUCGAGUUACCUUUAUUUCUCACUGAAAACGUGCAUUGCGAUAAGCUCAUUUCGCUGUAUUUGAAGGCGAAUCGUCCGGCGUGCGCCGCUCGGGUGGCUCUGAAAGAGUUGGAGCUUUAUUCGCGCGCGAGUGCGAUGAAACGCGUUAAACAUAACGCCGUUUGGCUUCCCAUGGAUGCUUUCCACGCGGUUCAAAUUGCGCUCGAUGACGACGCGUUCUCAAAUAAAAAGAAGCACAUAUCAUGUGCUUUGAGAAUCGCGAUUGAUUCGCAUCGAAACCAACUGGAGAAAGAUGCGAAAACACUCGCUCAGGUGCACCGGAUGUAUUAA